This is a messenger RNA of Moesziomyces antarcticus, 3303 nucleotides long. RefSeq lists its product as uncharacterized. Lineage: Eukaryota; Fungi; Basidiomycota; Ustilaginomycetes; Ustilaginales; Ustilaginaceae. Bases 1 to 3303 code for a protein of 1100 amino acids. The transcript has 4 exons. Gene Ontology annotation, molecular function: zinc ion binding; DNA-binding transcription factor activity, RNA polymerase II-specific; DNA binding. The record is from RefSeq and is a predicted model, not a curated record. Gene Ontology annotation, biological process: DNA-templated transcription; regulation of DNA-templated transcription.
AUGGACUCAGUAUACUGUACGCACUUUGACGUGCUGCGCGUGCGCGUGUGGCAGAUCUCGCCUGAGUUUCUGUGGCACUGCUGGGCGCUGCUUGCGUUUGCGGUCGGCGCACAUCCAACAUGUGGACGAGCUUGGAUGCGAACGGGAUGGUGCCAAGUGGCAGGGACUUGCUGUGUCACAUUGAGUUUGGCGCGCACAUUGCGCCGAGGCGAGGGAGCCGCCAGCCGUAUUGCGAUGGACGCUGAGCACGAAUCGUGCAUGGAUCUACUUGUUGGCCAUCGCGCAGGCGCUCACAUCGCCCGAGCGAUCAAAUGUCCAUCGCCUUGCCGUCUCGCUCGCAAAAAUCCGCCUGCUGCGCCUGCAAGCGGUACGGACGUCAUUGGUCGCGAGACGAUGAAUGGAGGCGAGCCAUAUGAAAAUGCCCGACGCUUGGUCGGCUUGGCAACCGCCGUGGCCGCGGUGGCCGCAGUAGCCGUGACAAGUGUGUGUCAAGCCCUGGACCAUGACGCAUCAGAUGAUUCGCUAGCAGCAGUGGUCGAAGAGGUGGUUUGGAACGUGGUGUGCCUUGGCGGCGUUCAGGAGGCAAACUGCCUUGAUCUCGAAGCUGAGAAUGUUGCGAGGCAGCGGACCGUCGUAUCAAGAAUAUCAAUGCGUGCGGUCGUCGGACUAGCCCUCGGUGUUGGAGUAGGCACCUACAUUGCUUCGAGUCGCGCGCCAUGCUUUUUCAUCAAGGGCACCGCGGCUAGCUCAUCGCCCAGCUGCAACCGUAGCGACGUCGAGGGGAAGUCCUCGGUGCAUCGCAAUCACCCAUCGAGACGCGAACCGGACCACUGUCUGCGUUCCGCAUCUCGCGCAGAUGCUUCGCGCGAAGCAUCAAGCUUGGGCUUCAUCUGCGCCCCUGCCAUGAGCGACUCGGGAAGGGAGGCCGAGUCGGCGCGCAGGCUGCAGGCGGCAGCGUAUCGGUACAACUGCCAGCCGUGCAAGCAGCGCAAGACAAAGUGCGACCGCGUACGCCCGUGCGCCUCGUGCCAGCUGCGCGGCACCCAAUCCGCAUGCUAUGCCGACGACCUCCAUCCUACCUCCAACCCCACACCUGCCGCCCCGGACGAGGUGGAAGAGCGGCCACACAAGCGCACUCGUACCUCGGAGGCUGCACACGCGCCAACACCACCAACGCACCACUCGGCGUCGGCGAUAAGGCAGCACAUUGCGCUGCUCCGCAGCACCAUCGAUAGCCUAGAGGCAGAGCUGGGUGGCACAUCGGAACAAUCUUCGCCACAACGCCCAAUCGAGCCGAGCGGUGGGCAAGAGGCGAUGCUGACAAGCAGCUUGCGGCUGGUGUGGGAGGACGUGAAGCAUCUCUUCCCGCCGCCGCGCGAUGUGGAUCGUAUCCUCAACUACUUUUUGGCCGAGAUGACGUACAUCAUGAUUCCCGUGCAGGAGAAGCAGCUGUGGGCAGCGUGGCAGCGACUGCUUUCCUCGAAACGCGCCGAGUCGACAUCGACUUCGGGUGUGUCGCGGUGCAUGGUGGCGAGUCUGCUCGUAUGUCUGGCGUCGACAUCCUUCCUGAUUCCCAAGGAGAGGGAGCAGCAGCUGGCGCUCUCGAUCCGCACGGCCGAUCGGCGGGACGGAUGGAUCACCUCGGCGCUGGCACUGGCGCGGUCGGGCAACAUCCUCCCCUCACAGCACGGAGCGGGUGCCCAGCCGUGGCUCAACUAUGUCGACGCUAUCAUGGACACUUCGCUGGAUCGGUUUGGAUUCGAAACGCUCGCACUGCGUAUCUUCAAUCUGCUCGGCAUGAGCGAGAUCGCGUACCACCUGACGGGCGAGUCGAUUCGUCGGGCGCUGCGUGUGAAUCUGUUUGACGAGUCGUCGUCCAAAGCGGCCGAGGCGAUCACGUACGACGAUGCGCUGCUCACGCCCGAGGAUGCGCGGCAGAUGCGAAGGCGCAUCGGAUCGAGCCUCAUCGUCAUCGAGCGGUGGUCCUCGCUCUACACCGGCCGACCGCCGAUGAUCGACGAAGAGGCAGAGACGCUACCGCUGCCGGACAAGGCGUAUCGCUUCGAGCUCGAGGAGAUCACGUAUGCCAUGUCGCGCUACGUGAGCAAGCUGCGCCUGCUGCCCAACCAGCUCACGGAACUAACCUCGCGCAAGGCGGGAGACUGGAGGACGCAGCGCCAACGCGAUCAGGAAGCCGUAGCGCGCGUGCUCGAGCUCGACCGUGGUCUCUGCUCGCUCUACGACCCCGACGAACCGAUGGCGUAUUUUGGCGGGCGUUCGUGUGCGCAGAUCCUGGCCGAACUGCGCCAGCUCGAGGCAGGACAUCGCAUGGACGAUGCCGAGCUCAAGUAUCGCCAUCGACAGUUUGCCGAGGCGCUGGUGCUGACGAGCUCGUGGCUGUCGCUGCGCUGUUUGAUGACGAGCAACCUCAUGUUUCUGCCGUGGGUGGGCGAUCCGGCACUGCGCUACUAUGCGCUCAACCUGGCGCGCAGGCUGAUCGAGCUGCUGCCGAGUAUUUGGACCAUGGCGAGCAGUGCCUAUGUGCCCUUUAGCUCGUCCUGGAUCUCACGGCAUGUUUUUCUCGCAUGCACCGUGCUGUCCGUGCCGAUUCUGGGGCAGGCACACCCGGGCGAGGCGCUGCAAGAGACAAGGAGCGCCAUCGAUCCAGAGGGAAGAAGCUUGCCCGAGCUGGGUGGGGAGAAGUUGGACUUUGAGCCGUCGAGGCUGCAGCGUGCGCAUGUCUUUUCCAAGCUCUCGGCGGAUGCAUCGCGGGUGCUCGAUUCCCCACGCAUCCCCGGUUCGAGCAGCGUAGACCUCGACUGGUUCAGCGGGAAACUGGUGGAGAUUGCGCAGCUGUUUUCAAAGUUGGCGGAGCGCGGAGAUCAGACGGCGGCGAUCAACACCAAGCUCAUCACGGCGCUGUUGGGGUCGCGCACGGAACUGCGCGAUCGCGUGCUGCACAAGCUCGGCCAGCGUGUGCGCAGCGAUGAAGCCAUGCGGCCGAUCGAAUCGCAGCGCGACCUCACCACCUUUGUCGCAGCCCAGGCGCAGAGCGUGCCCACUCCCACAACGCCAGUACAACAGGAGCGCGCGACGAACAGCGAGGAGAGAAGCGCACUGCACGACCUGGCGAGCGUGGUAGAGACGGUCCAGGAGGGCAGCGGCUGGAACUUGCUCGACGGAUUCGAACAGGCGAGCAGCAACAAGGAUCACAGACUCAACAAUGAUGCACUCGCCACCGUGCCGUUGCUCGACACGGCCGAUUGGCUCGCCAUCCUGGACGGCGUCGACAUUCCCAUCUAG